UACUAAUUGAAAGAACAAAGUUUAAAAUAUUUUUAUGAAACCAUAAACAUGAAAUUACUGAGUAUAUCCGAAGAAAACGUGAUUGGUUCCAUUCCAGCCAAACCCACUCAGGUGAUGAUGUACCACGAUAGCUAUACAGCUGGAGAGACCACGGGAGGUCUAAGCGUUAUCUUCACAAUGCUGUGCAUAAUUGAUUUAUUUGGAGUGUUUCCUGUGGUAGCAUUGCCGAAAAGCAUUAUAUCGUGUGGAAUUUAUGGCAUUCCUUUGGUGCUGGCUGUUAUCGCGCUACAGCUCUACACUGCAGUGCUGCUCGGCAGAAGUUGGAUUUUAGCACACGAUAUCUCGCCCAAUAUAAGAGAAAAGAGCCGAUUUCCAUACGCAGCAGUUGCAGAAUUAGCUUUUGGAAAGACUUCUCGCAGUAUUGUCACAUUCUUAAUUGAUGCUACUGUUUUCAGCGCAGGCGUCCCGAAUUUCAUAUUUGCAUCGCAAAGCAUGCAGUUAUUCUGGUGGAAAAUAACUGAUGGCGACGUUGGCAUCACAUACUGCGUAUGGAUGGUCGUCAUUGGUCUAUUACUCUGCCCAGUGAUGUGGCUUGGUUCACCCAAGGAUAUGAAGCAUCUAGCGUUGGCAUCAGUUUUCAUUGUAACUACAGUGGCUAUCUCCACAUGGACCUGUAUAAUUAAUGAUGAUAAAUCCCCUCCUCCGUCCGGGGACGUAGUAGCCUAUAUACCCACUUCUAGAGACUUCCUGGUGGCUUAUGGCAUCAUAGUUUAUCAGUUCGACAUCCACCCAAUGCUGCUAACCCUGCAAGUAGAUAUGAAAGACAGUCGUCGCAUUCACUCGGCCGUGCUGGGAGCGUUCACAGUCACAGGAACGAUGUUCACGGUCACCUCAUUCCUAGCUGCCAAGAGAUAUGGAAACAAUGUACACAGCAAUAUACUACAAGGGUUGCCCCCAUCAAUAACUCUAUACAUAGUGGCUCUUCUCGUCACAUUGCAACUUUGCCUUUCGAGCGCCGUCAGCAACUCAGCCCUGUUUCAACAUAUAGAAGAUGUGUUUAAAAUACCAAGAGAAUUCUGUAUACAACGGUGCGUAAUUCGGUCGAGUAUCAUCGCACUCGCAGUGUUUCUAGGUGAAUCCGUGCCAAGAUUCGAUCUAGUCAUGGGCUUAAUUGGCUCAACGCUUACCGGUCCUCUCAUGUUUAUAUUUCCACCAAUAUUUUUCCUUCGAUUGUGUUAUAAAAAGUCCUCCUUACCGAACAGUGCAACAUAUAGUCAAUUAAAAACUGAAAAUCUUCAUAAAGUGACGUUGGGAAAAUUAAAAAACGGCAAUGAUCCGUCAAGACUGGCGUUGUUUAUGCAUUCAUUUGACACGAAAUACAAGACAUUUACGAAUACGUUAGGCAAAAUGGGCGAAAACGAUAUGGAUGAAUAUAAUAUAAAAUGGUAUGAUAUAGUAUUGGCAGUGCUUGUCAUGUUAUUGGGUAUAUUGGCUACUGCUUUAGCGACAUAUUCAAGUUGGUCAGAUGCGAUAUCGUCGGCAUCUUUUUCACCGCCCUGCAUAGUCAACUCUACCGCCGCUGCCAGAAGUUUUAUUGAGAGAAACAUUCAAAUGACGUAAAAUAAUAUCAUUCAUUUGACGGUGUUAACACUGCCAGUUUGGCCUGCCUUUCUAGGCGUACUUAAGGUGGUCCUAAAAAGAAUGUAAGAUUCCGUAACUUAUAGAGUGUGUCUUUGCUGUAUGUAAUGUUUGAAAGUUACGAACGAUUAACGUGAUGGCAUAAUAUUUAUCGCCGUGCCGUCCGUAACGCCUAGUAUUUUUAUGUUAGAAUUAGAAAAUAAUUUGACUUUGUUAAUAAUUACAAUAUAUGUUGUCUUCAACAAUAUUUUUAUGUUUUUUAUUGUAGCUAGUGUCGUAUGUCGUGCAUAUAACAACAAUUAGUCUGUAGUCGUGUUUGACAGGUAGACAAUGAAUCUCAUAUUUAACCUAUAUGCCUAAAUACGAGUUAAGUAAUGCACUAAAUCGUCUCUAUGUAAUUAAUAUAUUUUGUACAGCUGUGUAAAUAAAAUACAU
Messenger RNA from Pieris brassicae (large cabbage white), 2073 nucleotides. Its product is annotated as proton-coupled amino acid transporter 2-like. The record is from RefSeq and is a predicted model, not a curated record. Lineage: Eukaryota; Metazoa; Arthropoda; Insecta; Lepidoptera; Pieridae. The transcript has 9 exons. Bases 49 to 1620 code for a protein of 523 amino acids.